AGUAUCAUGAGCCAGCAGGUAUUGGAGCAUCUGUCGCGUGAGCUUGUCAGGCUUUGCGACAGCAUUGAAAAACACGGUCUGGUCGAUUACCAAAUGGGCGUGGCAGAGGAAGAGAUCAUGGAUCUGCUGCUCCGCUGCCUCAGCCUCUUGGACCCCGAGAGCGCUACUGCCGGGGCAGAAUCUUCUGCAUCGGCUUCUGCUGCAAGAGAACGAUAGCACCCCGACAGCCUGGGAGAUUUUUUUCGCGACUCAUGACGAUUAUAGCUGAUAAUCAAUUGAUCGCCUUUUUUUCCUUGGCAUCCACCGCGGCCAAUAAUGGAGUUCUACUACACGAUCUGGCUCACGCCAUGCACCAACAUCAACUUUUGCUUAUUACGGGCGCGCUAAUCCGGCCGCGCACACUCUACUGCUACUGCUACGCGCUUUUCUUUACUACUACUACAAGAUACCACUACUACUAUUGGGGGCGGCUUUCUGUAUGCAUUUGAUGGCCGGCGACGAGCAUGAAGGGACGACUGGUUUUUUAUUAAUCAUAGCAUUUACAAGGCGAAAAGGAUGAAACAUGGGAAAGAGAAUACUGCUGUUUGCUGUAUUCACCAGAGAGGGCAACCAUCAUUUUCUGGCUGGUCCAAAAAUGGCGCGCGCCGGGUUUUGCAUUAUGACGACAUUUUGCGGCAGGACAAGAUGUACUGUAGAUAAUACUAUCCAAAAGCGUGGACCUGUGCGACGUGUUCGCGUUCGCUGUCCUUUUUGCUUG
This is a messenger RNA of Pseudocercospora fijiensis CIRAD86, 757 nucleotides long. RefSeq lists its product as uncharacterized. The record is from RefSeq and is a predicted model, not a curated record. The transcript has 2 exons. The coding region runs from base 252 to 488 and encodes 78 amino acids. NCBI's taxonomy places the organism in Eukaryota, Fungi, Ascomycota, Dothideomycetes, Mycosphaerellales, Mycosphaerellaceae.